This is a messenger RNA of Annulohypoxylon maeteangense, 1437 nucleotides long. RefSeq lists its product as uncharacterized. The record is from RefSeq and is a predicted model, not a curated record. The transcript has 3 exons. Lineage: Eukaryota; Fungi; Ascomycota; Sordariomycetes; Xylariales; Hypoxylaceae. Bases 199 to 1134 code for a protein of 311 amino acids.
AGUAGAUGUUGAACCGAUUACUAUUCUACCUAGUACUAGGUAUGAAGAGGAUGGUGUAAGGUGAGCAUGGCCUUUUUAAUCAUAUGGAUGGCUUACCUAGUAGCUAUCUUUCAUUUGUCACCUUGUCUUCAUUGUUAAGCAAGUAGAGAUACCAACCUAGUAUGUAUUAUUUCAUUUCAACGUACAAAAACCCAUCCGAUGGCUUUCUUACAGUCAGUUUUGUCCAAAUCUCGGGCACAAGUGAGUCGACAGCGUAGAAAUAUUGGUUCCUGGUCUGCAAUUCCAGGUCCGGCAAGCAACGUAAUUAACGCAAGCAACGCAAACAUUUUCGAAAGGGAUGUAUGCUCAGACGCCUUCGGUUCCUCCAGGUCCAAUUCAAUAUGUAGUCCUAGUAACACUCUCUGUUGCGUACAAAAAGGAGAGGUGUUCCCAUCAUGUCAACAAGAGUUGGGGAUAGGGUGGUGUUGUGUGGGAAACGGCACCAACCAGGACUGCUACGUCGACCAACCUUCCGUAUGUGGCUCGGAAAACUCUGUAGCUUGUGUCAACCUUGCACCGAACACGACGAGCGCGUGCUGUCCUAGACUAACCAGGUGUUCUGCUGGAUACCAAGCCGCCGAGGGCAAUGUACGAUGCGAAAUCGGCUAUGCCGACUUGAUGCAGCUUGCUGCCACGGCCUCUCAGACAAAUGCAUUUUCUACGGACAUCUCGUCUACCACCUCCAGCAUUUCUACUACGUCGACAAGCAGCAGUAGUCCCGUUCCAACACAGAGCAAUAGUCAAGAGCGACAACAAUCCCAGUCUUCGAUAUCUUCGGGAGCAACUGCUGGAAUAGCAGUCGGCGCAGCGGGCUUUAUUAUAUUGGUUAUUCUAGCAUUCUACUUUCUGCAUCGCAGGAGGAAGGCCAAGAUGGAUGAGACGAAUAACAUCAGCAACAACAUCAACAACACCAACGACAACUACGACUACAACAAUAGCAGCAACGUCUAUAUGAACGAUAACAGCGAGUACUCCUCACGCUUUUGGCAAUAUAAUACCGACACCCAAGGUUCCAGAAACCCAUCAGAACUUGCUUCGAUAGGACCGCCAAAGGAGCUUCCUCACAACCAACCCUUGGGGGAAUUACCUGGAUAACCCACCAGGCAUAAGAACUCGGAAUGUAAUAUAGAAUUCGGGAAUAGGCGUCGUCAUGAAGGUAUUCUUUGUAUGGAUAGGUAUAGAUAUGCGGGAUAGUGGGAUGCUCUAGGCUAUCUAUGUAGAAGGGGACAUUGAAUUGUAGAAGAUAAUAGUGAAGAUCUAGCGGAGCUUGUAGCUUUAGCUUUAAGGGUUCUAGGGGCUACACAUUUUUGUAUAUGCCAAUUAGCUCGACAGGUUGAUAUAGAAAGAUUCAUACCAGAUAAAUAAUUCUCGCAAUCUAGCGUCGCAUGGUUCUUUAAC